GUUGGGGCUGAUUUAGCCCUCCUCGAUGAGAUAGAUUCAGGAUUAGAUGUUGAUGCACUUGAAGAUGUAGCUCAUGCAGUGAAUGGGCUCUUGACUCCCCAAAACUCCGUUCUGAUGAUUACACAUUACCAACGACUUUUGGAUCUUAUUAAGCCAAGCUAUGUUCACAUCAUGGAAAGUGGCAAGAUAGUGAAGACAGGUGACAGCUCUCUAGCCAGCCACAUCAACGAGGGUGGCUUCAAAUCAAUCGCUUCUUUUGUAUAGCAUGAAUAAGGUCAAAUGCUUGAAUUCCCAGCCACUAGUCUGUUUGUCAAAACAGAUUGGUCACUGGUCGGGGUCCAUACAUUCUUAUACCUAGUACGCAUGCAGCCUGGAAGUAAAGCGCUCUAAAUUCAGUGUAAUUUUGGAGGCGGAGCCCUGGAGUUCUGAAUUGCCUCGGCCCUAUUUCUCUUUUAGUCCUGUAGGAUAUUUUUUGGUUAACAAUAUUAGUACACAAUACAUGCAGUGUAUGCAGAGCAACACCUUGCAUGUGCAUAUGACCAGCAAAAUUGUAUCGGAUUUUUCUCUUCAAUUGUAAACAGUUUUGAAUAUCAUUCAUUGCCUCUCU
Lolium rigidum is the source of this 607-nucleotide messenger RNA. Its product is annotated as ABC transporter I family member 6, chloroplastic-like. The record is from RefSeq and is a predicted model, not a curated record. Gene Ontology annotation, molecular function: ATP hydrolysis activity; ATP binding. Lineage: Eukaryota; Viridiplantae; Streptophyta; Magnoliopsida; Poales; Poaceae.